UUGGACACAGAAGCCGAUUUUAAUCCAGCCUGCAGUUGUUGUCGACCCCUAGUGCUGUGGGAGGAUGUCUACAAAGACUGAACUGCAUUUCCGGCUGGACAGCCAGCUGACAGAGGUGAUGCGCCUGCGGGUCCAGUCCCUGCAGCAGCGCAGCCAGAAGCGGCAGGAGGGCGAGCGCUUGCUGAGGCCCAACGAGGCUGUGUACCGGCUGGACUUCUCCAAGCAGUCGCUCCGCUUCUCCCACUGGACGGUGCGGCUGGCGCAGCCAGGGCGCCUCACCAUCACGGCCACCUCGCAGCUCUGGACGCCGGAUCUCACCAACCUGAUGACGCGCCAGCUGCUGGAGCCCGUCGGUGUGUUCUGGAGAACGGCUGCCGAGGACGCGCCCGCUCAGUGCUACGAGGCGGACGCGGCUGAGUUCGGGGAGAGGAUCGCAGAACUGGCCAAGGUGAGGAAAGUGAUGUACUUCCUGUUUGCUUUUGGAGAAGGAUGCAGCCCUGAGAGUGUCGACUGCUCCAUCACCUUCAUGGUGGACACUUAA
Messenger RNA from Xiphophorus maculatus (southern platyfish), 541 nucleotides. RefSeq names its product olfactory marker protein (gene ompb). The record is from RefSeq and is a predicted model, not a curated record. The coding region runs from base 65 to 541 and encodes 158 amino acids. The transcript has a single exon. Gene Ontology annotation, biological process: signal transduction; sensory perception of smell. NCBI's taxonomy places the organism in Eukaryota, Metazoa, Chordata, Actinopteri, Cyprinodontiformes, Poeciliidae.